CGCACUUCUCCGUACACCGGUGGUGCGCGCUUCGCAAGUGCGUCUUGCCCGUCGAACGCGUCGUGUGUGACACUUGACAGCCGGGAGUGCCGGCAGGGACGAAUUUCGAGAUACGAUCGCGCAUCUUAACGGCUGCCGAGGAGCCGCGUGAGUACACUCGCACCGGCGUCAUCGAAAAGCCAAGCGAGGGCACGGCGAAGGUUGGUUGACGGGCCGCGCGUCGCUCGAUUUUCGGGGCGGUUGCCCGCUCAGCGUUUCCCGCACAUCCUGGUUUAUGAGCCCGGGCGGCGGUACAUUUGCGGCACAUCUCGCGGCGACGCGGACGAGUCAGGAGCGUCAUGGAGCAGCAGAAGGUGACCGAAGGGCUGGCAGUCCAGGAGGAGGCUUCGAAACUCGUCGACGUGGACCCUCUGGCAAGGAUGAAACGCGACCACGAGUCCAUGGACGACUUUGAGCACCUGGAGCACGACGUCGGGGCCCGAGCCGAGUCUCAGCAAUUGAUAGACCUGCCUCCAGGGACCACUGCGUCGGAGAGUGCUUCAGGUGGGCCUGAUCAGGGGGGUCCAGGAAGUGGGUUCGGAGCGAACCUCCUUGACUCGAGCGUGCCUCCAGGAGAGGAGGAGCUCAAGCCGGAACGGACCACUCCGGCCACGCCGCCACCCUCUGCCGACUCGGAGAAACUCUCCGACCCUGCUCACCAGCUGUCCGCACCACUGGAUAAGCAGCUCGACCAGGUCGCCCAGCUCUGCCUCAAGGAGGCCACUGCGGCGUUCAUGGAGUCCGAGAGGUCGCCCUAUGGUAUGCCUACGAAGGAUUCCAGGGUGUCUCCUGGGGAACGCGAACCCGAGAAAUCUAAGGAAGUUAAGAACGACAUGCUCGGUGAGUUCGGCAGGUUCGGGGCUGGCUUAGGCCAGGAGAAGAGGAAGGCCGAAGAGACGGUCUCUUCGAAACCUCAUUCCGGGUAUCCUGCGGAAGAACCCUCGCAAAGGGUGCACGAAACCCCUCAGGAGAAAGAAAUUGCUGGAACCACCAGGUCGGACCCUAACACGAACUUCUUCGAUGAGAAAAUCAGCGAUGCCAAGACCGAGGCACACUUCCUGGGGCCUGUGACAACUUCGGUGCAACCUGUCCCUGAGAAGGCACCGAUCCUCGACUUCUUGAGGGAGGAUCCACCCUCUGAGAGCAAGCGAACCGCCAAGGGCUCCACCGAUGAGGACUCUUGGAACCUUCUGGAGAAGCCGGACAAAAGCGAGGAACGCGACGCCGCCGUCGAGGAGGCUGUCUUCCAGGGCGCGCCGACCAAGCCGCUGCCUCCGCUUCCCAGGGAGGCGAACGCACAAGAAUCGUCUGAUCUUUUCCCUGAAAAGCCUCUUCCUGAUAAAUUCGUCAUGUCGAACGACUUCCUCGGAGCGGAAGCUGCCCGGGGAAGGGCUCCUCAGCACAGUGGCACCGAAUCCGGGGACUCGGAGUUCGAGUCCGAGCCGGAGCCGUCCCCGGCGAAGGUCUCCCUAGGGAGACCCGCGCAACCCGCCCCACCCGCGAGACCCACCGAGAGGAGAGAGGAACCCGCGAAGAUGAAACUCCCCUUGAAGAAGAGGGAAGAGGUCGACGAGAUCGCCCCCAAGCAGAUCUUCAGGGACAUGGGACUCGACGCAUGGUUUAACCCAGAAAGACUGAACCCAAAAGUGGCUGCUCUGAUCUACUGGCGCGAUCCCAAAAAGUCGGGGAGCGUGUUUGGUGCAAUUCUAGGAGUGCUCUUGUCGCUGGCCUACUUCAGUUUGAUCAGCGUCCUCGCUUAUGUGUCCCUUCUCGCGUUAUGUGGCACCAUGUCCUACCGCAUCUACAAGGCGGUCCUCCAGGCCCUCCAGAAGACCUCCGACGGACAUCCGUUCAAGGAGAUCCUUGAAUUAGACGUGACGUUGUCGCCGGAGAAGGUGCGCGAGGUCGCCGACAUCGCCGUGGUGCAUGCAAACGCAGCGAUCGGAGAGCUACGUCGGCUCUUCCUGGUCGAGGACAUGGUCGAUUCGUUCAAGUUCGGAGUCACCUUGUGGUGCCUAACUUACCUCGGCUCCUGGUUCAACGGCAUGACCCUCAUCAUCAUCGGUGUGGUCGCCCUCUUCACGCUGCCUAAGGUGUACGAAACGAAUAAGGCACAGAUAGACCAGAACCUCGCCCUGGUUCAAGGGAAGGUCAACGAGAUCACCGCGAAGGUAAAGGCCGCCAUCCCGUUCGGCAAGAAGAUCGAGCCGACGAAGGAGGAGUAAAAAGUGGGAGCCGCGACUUUUUAUGGAUUCCUGGCGAGCGCGAGAUCGAACUAGGAAAACUUGAGCGUUGGACGGAAACAGAGAGAGAGAGUGAGAGAGAAGGCCAGAAUUUACCGGGGGAAAUAAAAAAGAAGCAAAAGCAAAUGUACCGAGAUAGGAAGAAAAAGAAGAGACGAGGAGGCGUGCGGGAAGAGGUUUCUUCGUCCUUGUGCAUCCGGACGAGGACAACACGACGGAAUAAAUGGAGAACACACGUACACGGAUAAAAUAAAUAGGGACCGUCGAGAGUGCGCUCGAAUUUUCCCGCCGAACGCGGACAAGAUGGCGGCGUCGAGGGGGAAGAAGAAGAAGAAGAACCGCGGAAGAAGUCGGCAUCUAACCGUUACCGAUUAACGAGGGGAAUCAUUAAUAACGAAGUCAUAAACGUUAGGAUUAUUAAGCGUUUCGUUGUUACGGGGCAGGAGAUACGACACGCCGUGUCAGGAGUCAGGGAAAAGAGAUAGGGAAUAAGUAAGGAGGAGGUAAACGUGAGAUCCAAGAUGGCGGCGUCCCCGCUCGAGUUGGCCGAACGGAGGAAGGAUGCGCUAUAGUCCUUCGUGAUAACGGCCCCGUCGCUCCCUUCCUCUCCUCGCGAUCCGUAUCCUUCGACCGAGGGCCGAGAUAAUUACUGGAAAGUCACCGAUUAAGCGGAAAAUAAAGAAUAACUAAGAAAACGGGAUGAGGUAUGUCCCUUCGCACCGUGUCCCACUUCACCGACUAUCACUCGCAUCCAUUAAUCGUGUAUCGUAACGAUAAGUAACUGUCCCUGACUUUUUUUUUUAUAUAUACAUGUAUAGUGAGGGGGAGAGAGAGUAACAGAGAAUUAACGAAAUCUCGAAAUUUCUAUCAGGGAAAAAUGGCGACAUCGAACAGUGUCGAAGCUUGACGAAAUCAUUUCCUUGUCUCUUGUUUUUCUCUUUCCCUACCCCUUUUGUAAAUCUCUUCGGGUCUCAAGGGACGCCUCCACCAACGGGGGUCCUUUACUUCUUUUUCUUUCCUUUUCUUUUCUUUUUCCCCCUCUUCUUUUAAUUCGUUAACGCACUCGCGCGCAGUUGGAGACGCGGAGGAGAGAGAGAGGGAGAUAGGGCGGGAUGAUAAGCGAUUAGAGAUGAAUUUUUUGACUGUCUCUUAAUAUGACGUUGAACGGUUGCGAGAUAUUAUUACCUUUAUCAUUGAUUAUAUAUUGCUAUUAUGAUUGUCAUUGUAAUUAUAUGGCUGAUGUAUUGUAAAGACGGGGGGAACAAAAGGCUUAAAGUUUAACGUACGUCGAGUUUGCGCGUAGAAGAGAGGAACGAGCUGACAGAGAGGGAGAGAGAAAGAGAGAGGUGAUAACCGUAUCGAUGAAGAUGCAACAACUUUAUAUUAUCUAUCUGUAGCUGUCGAAUCACAUGUUUUUAUCGAGACCCUACGGCCAAGUGUUAAGAAUGUGAAAAAAAAAAAAAAACUGUAAUACGCGUACCGCUUCUUCACGUUUCCAUUAUUGCAUCUGCAUCCGCACGAUUAAUUUAUAAAUAAACGAUAUUAAUAAGA
This is a messenger RNA of Orussus abietinus, 3833 nucleotides long. It is a transcript of the gene Rtnl1, whose product is annotated as reticulon-1-A. The coding region runs from base 339 to 2264 and encodes 641 amino acids. The record is from RefSeq and is a predicted model, not a curated record. NCBI's taxonomy places the organism in Eukaryota, Metazoa, Arthropoda, Insecta, Hymenoptera, Orussidae. The transcript is spliced from 7 exons.